CUGUCUUUCGGGAACUUGUUUUCCAGGCGUACAAAAUAGCAUAAUAAAACAAUUUAUCGCAGAGCUUAUCAUAAAACGUCAUACAACAUGAAUUUAAAGUUGUGUGUCUGGGAAGGAUUGCACAACGCAGAACGGGCGCGCGCUGGAGAAAGUCAUGUGAUUUCAUAAAACGUCUAAUCAUGACCAACAAUAGCUCAAGAAUCUGUGCUGAGGUACAGCCCAAGACGCCUUUGGGACGGUCCUGCGUUACAUUUCCUUUUUUCCUUUGCGAAAAACAACGGAUGGGACAAUAGGCUAUUGCACACACGUGAGUGGCACUCGAAUACAAUACAACACUGGACGUCUUCAAUAACGACACACCAGAUGACCAGAAAGCAAAUUAUUUGGGAUGGGAAAGAAGAAAUGAAUAAACAAGAAACGAAUGAAUGAAAAGAGCACCGACAGCUAUUUUAGGUCACCGCAUUGCCUGUAGCCUAUAAUCAUAUAACGUAAAACACUGUGCGGUACUUAUUGUAUAUGGUAAACCUUUGUAUUGGAUCGUUUCUUGCUUCCCUGUAUAUACAGCUUUGGAAACAGUGAAAGUGAUGGAUUCCAAUAACAAUGGAUUUUGAUGAUUGAAAGGCAAGCUGGUGGAAUCAGUCCUGCGCUCGAGGGGGUAUUUGGCGCUCCGGAUAUACAGUGAAAAGGGAACAAAAAAGGUGGAGAAGAUGCUUGCUUACCAUUCCAGAAAAGAAGUUCAUCUUUCAUUUUUCCUGGAUUCUUGACACGACCGGAGAGAUAAUUGUUAUUGUAGAAUAUUGAUAUCAAUAUGCUAAAUUUACACUAUGACUGGAUGUGCGAAAGAACUGUUUUACUAUCGUGGAAACGGUUGAUAUAGGUGGACGUAUUCAGUCGAAAUAUCAGAAAGAAUCAGUUUCUCUCGCUUUUCAGAAACCUUGUUUUUUUUUUUUGUUUUUUUUUCCUUUCUUUUUUUUAAAUUUUGGUGCCUGUUCAGGUUACAGGAACACUACCGCAAAGAUGCCGGGAGUUCUCUCGCCAGCCCAAGCGCUCUACAUUGGGAUGGAGGUGGCGAUUGCAGUUUCCUCCGUCCUGGGCAACGUGAUGGUGGUCUGGGCGGUAAAAAUUAACCGGUCUCUCAGGGACACAACAUUUUGCUUUAUAGUGUCUCUGGCUCUGGCUGACAUCGCGGUGGGCGCUCUCGUCAUACCUCUGGCCAUAACGAUCAGUAUCGGACUCCAGACGCAUUUCUAUAGCUGCCUGCUAGUGGCGUGCACAGUGCUGGUACUGACGCAAAGUUCAAUCCUUGCUCUCCUGGCCAUCGCUAUUGACCGGUACCUAAGGGUCAAGAUACCAACCAGCUACAAGCGGGUGGUGACACGGCGGCGGGCUGGGGCGGCGGUGGUUGCCUGCUGGACCGUGGCCUUCGUCGUGGGCCUGACGCCCAUGCUGGGCUGGAACAACCUGCGGCGGCUGCAGGAGAACGGCUCCAUCGGGCCCGACCUGGUCAUCACCUGCCAGUUCGAGACGGUCAUCAGCAUGGAGUACAUGGUCUACUUCAACUUCUUUGGCUGGGUGCUGCCGCCGCUCGUCCUCAUGGUGCUCAUCUACGCCGAGAUCUUCUACAUGAUCCACGGGCAGCUCAACAAGAAGGUGAGCGCCAGCCACACGGACCCCAACAAGUACUACGACAAGGAGCUGAAGCUGGCCAAGUCGCUGGCGCUGGUGCUCUUCCUCUUCGCCCUCAGCUGGCUUCCUCUACACAUCCUCAACUGCAUCACGCUCUUCUGUCCAACCUGCAACAAGCCCAUGUUCCUCAUCUACAUCGCCAUCCUGCUCACCCACGGCAACUCCGCCGUCAACCCCGUGGUCUACGCCUUCCGCAUCAAGAAGUUCCGCAGCGCCUUCCUCAAGAUAUGGAAGCAGUACUUCUGCUGCAAGGACACGGUCGGCCUGCCAAACCAGCCCAGCGAGAGGAUGGACAGCCACGUCGAGCCGCCGAGGCCGGAGAAACAGAAGCAGAAGCAGAAGGAGGAGCAGGAGAUGGAGCAGAACACCAUCUGACCCAGGCGCAUCGGGUGGGUGGGGGACUGAGAGGCAGAAAUGCAGGAAUUUCCCAGAAUUCCCUACCCAUCCUCUCAAAAGAGCAAUGGUAGCUCUUCAACUGUUAACGUAUGUUAACCAGUGCCAUACUGUGUGUGACCCCCUUGGCAGUGACCAAGAGCGACUCUUAUGCCAGUCAGGAUGUUGUGGAACGCACACCUGAUUCCUGAGCCUGGAACUCACUGAUUGGCUGAGGGACUGUGACAUCACAUACGCUCAUUGGAGGGGGCGGUUUUGAGCACAAAAGAGGGAAGAACAAAAAUGAACGUUGCCUCAGCACACUGUCACUUGAGGCAUAAGGAAGAUUCUUUUUGCCUAAAAGGCACUCUACCUUCUUUCUCAAGGAAUUUUGAAGAACGGAACAGUAUCAGAAAUUAAAGCUACCUUUUGAGACAAUCUGAAUCAAUGUGCGUAUGCUGUUAUUGUAUUUCCAUCUCAUUUUUGGCUGUUGACUUUUCCAUUUCUACUUUUUCCAGAAAUAAAUGGAUAAAGUCUCACGGUAUAAAAACCCUUACCGAAUGAUAGUUAGUUUCCAACUGUUUUGGAGGAUCCAUCGAGCAAUUCACUAUGUAAAUGAGAGGAAAGGGGAAUAUUUAAACUCCUGGAGCAACACCUGGAGUACUUUUCGUUGUUCAUCAUCGUCAUGUCCCAGAUCUCAACAUGCAGCUGCAGCACAGGGUUGCUGCGAUGCAGAAAAAAGAGAGAGACGAGGAGCCAUUGGCGCUGACACCAGGAGUUUUCUAAUCCCUCGGUCCAGCUCUGCGGCAGUUCAGUGCUGACCCAACCCGGCAUGGGGUAAGGGACAGACAGGCCCCAGGGACCAGGCUGCUGUCUCACUGAAGGCUUCUUUAAGAUUCCCGUCACGUGACCAGAAGUGUAGCCGGCAGGAACUGCGGGGGUUAAACUGGUGGAAAGAGUCUUUAGAGCCCGCACGUCCAUCUUUCUAAGUGACGGAGAAAAUCAGAGAAGCACAUAAGGGCCUCACACAUUUCCUCCUGCAGGCUGUCUGUUGGAUACCAGCAGUUCAGAGUGGGACGUCCUUGGCCUUAAAAUAAUUUUGAUCGAUCGGUGGAAGAGGGUUUCAGGUCCUCCUGGACGAGGGCAAGACCCCUACGCGAUAGGAUUCCACCUGCUGGAUGGAAGGGUGCUUUUAUUUCUCCACAUAACAGAACAUAACAUACCAACAGCUUCUUUCGUCGCACUGUUUCUACGGGGGCCUUUCUGUGGAGAAGCAGAGGCUUGAUUACAGGAAGGUGCCGGAGAGACACCGGAAGACUAACCAGCUAUUUGCCAUCCGGCACCCAGCUCAGUGCCAAAAGACACAUGUGGACUCAUCCUCUAAAGAGAGCUGUCUGAUAUACUGCCUGCUUUCAGUGUGUCCAGUGGGGAAAAGGCUCAAAGACAGCACGGACAUUCACAGUACACUACCCUAGGGUGAUCUCCAUCCACCCAUGGAUGCAUGCAUACACACGCAUAUGCGCACACACAUGCGCAUGUACACUCACACGCACACACACACACACACACACACACACUUCCAUACACAUGUAUAUACCUGCACACCCAUGCAUACACUUACACUCAUAUGGUUGAGGGUGUUUAGAAGUGACUGUGUUGUUGGUUCAGGCUGAUGUUCCUGUGGGGUUGCUCCUGGUCAGUGUGCUAUAUAUCCAAAGGGAAAUAUAGAUGUGCUCAACAGGAGAAUGCACUGCAGUAGUAGUAUGAUGAUGCCAGUAACUGUUACUUUAACACCUUCUAUCCAUCCCUUUUAAGAAUACUUUGUUAAAGAUACCCUGCGACAAAAAAUUAAAUAAAAAUUCUGCAA
Molecule: messenger RNA, 3925 nt
Organism: Anguilla anguilla (European eel)
Lineage: Eukaryota; Metazoa; Chordata; Actinopteri; Anguilliformes; Anguillidae
Gene: adora1b
Product: adenosine A1 receptor b
Exons: 3
Coding region: 1018-2061 (347 amino acids)
Biological process (GO): G protein-coupled adenosine receptor signaling pathway
Cellular component (GO): membrane; dendrite; synapse
Molecular function (GO): G protein-coupled adenosine receptor activity
Source: RefSeq, a predicted model, not a curated record